AUUCGGUUUUGGUUGGGAAAAAAGUUUUGUAUAAAAGCAGCCGGUAGAGAACCAUGGGUGUUUUGGUUCCAUUUUUUAGACUUUGCAAUUUUCUACAAACACGCACAAACACGACCUUAAUUAUUCUAUUGCUACCACCCUGUAUUAACUAAAUUUAUUUUAAUAGCCUACUUAAACACCCACCCUCUCACAAAGACAACAAUGCACAUUUUCGGCGAAGGCGUAUUCCAAGGCCGUCUUGCUGGCCUCGCGCUAAAGUUUACGAGCAAGUGGAUACCAUCAUGCUUUGGCAUGCGGCGACGCAACAUGAAUGGCAUAAAGAACUACACAGCAUCACACGCAAUCUCAGUAUGCCGGCAAGCAUACCAGUCACCCUACGACCGCACAAUCUGGCUGAUAGAGCGGUUGCUGAGACACAGCAGCAUAUCAAAGUUUCUUACCCGAUUCUAAUCGACGAAAACAUCAAAAACACAGGCAUAUACAAGGAUCCCACACAACCGCUGCAGACGCUGUUCGAGCGCGGAUACACUUUGAACAUCCUGCUCAACAAUCUAGAGAGCCCCUUUGUGGCGACAAUAGACCUGGCGGCAAGCAACCAGAUGGAUCUGUUCUGGCGCGGAUGCCUGGACGCCGGUCUGGUCAACGCCGAGGCCGUGACAAGCUAUGACCGGCUCGAGCUGACGCUGUGCACCGUUGCACGGAUGCUUGACAUUCUAGAACACCGUGGUCUGUUGGGCAGUGUUGAUCCAAGGUACAUCUCGCCGCACAGCAUUUACCCACAAGUUCUUGACCACAAGUCGCGGGCGGCCGAGCUGGCGCGCACCGAGGCGGCCUACGUGCACGAUCUGGAGCGGUUGGCCGGCUUCUUGCACCACGCGGACGUCUUUUACGGACACGUACAGGAGCUAGCCUCUCUGCACCGCGCUUUCUCCAUGCGCAUCCAGUACAUGGCAGCGCAGCCUGUCAGCGCCCAGCUAUUCGAUACGGCAUUCAAUGGUCUCGAGGAAGCCUUCGAGGUGUACUCGCGGUUCUGCGCCGAGCUCGCGCGUAGUAGCGUGGCACGCAGUGUGCAGACAUCAGCGCCCUGCUGAUGCGGCCCAUUCAGCGUCUGGCUCAGUACCCGCUGCUGUUCCAAAGC
Kickxella alabastrina is the source of this 1138-nucleotide messenger RNA. RefSeq lists its product as uncharacterized. The coding region runs from base 282 to 1091 and encodes 269 amino acids. The transcript has a single exon. Lineage: Eukaryota; Fungi; Kickxellomycota; Kickxellomycetes; Kickxellales; Kickxellaceae. The record is from RefSeq and is a predicted model, not a curated record.